GUGCAUGGUCAGCAGUGAUAUGGUAUUAUGUAUGGAGUUCACCAGUCCAAAGAGGAUGAAGGAAGUAUGUGAUCGAGAUGUCUGGUAUUUGGACCGGAAAACCUUCCCACUUACGCUUUCCAGAACACCUACCCCAGUAGCUGGGACUAAUGAUUAUGAUUUUAAUCUUAUAUUGUAGUCAGGGGCGGACUGACAACUCAUGGGGCCCCCGGGCAAUAGGGGAUCAUGGGGCCCCUGUGUCCUUGCCCAAGCUCAAAAAAGCCUAU
Molecule: messenger RNA, 266 nt
Organism: Staurois parvus
Lineage: Eukaryota; Metazoa; Chordata; Amphibia; Anura; Ranidae
Source: the annotation of a GenBank genome assembly